AUGUUCGCCAGCGACUUUAUCGAAGACGCCGUGCAGAGGACUUCGCUCCAGGUCGUGGCGCCGAACAUGCAAGCGGCGCUCUCUUCUCUCCGGCAGAUCGUCGCUAUGCAGAGCAAGGCUUCUUCCAACCGAGAGUUUCGGUUCCGUACGCAACAGCCGCUUCCUCCGGGUGGCUUGCCCGAAUUGCCCAUGCCGCCCAUGAACGCUGUCGUUGCCUUGCUUAAGCAUAUGAAAGUUUCUCCUCCCAGCAUCUUCUCACUUGCAUGCUCUUUUCUCGAUGUUGACGAUCUGGCUGAGCUCUGCCGGAGAGUGUACUUCUGCACGGACAACUUCGCUGAUACCACCUUCAUCAUAGUGAAUGGUGCGCUCUUCUACUUGUUCAUGGAACAAGCGUAUCUGGCUUCCGAUGCGACUGCGCGGGAAGAGUUCGAGAGGUAUCAACACAUGUGUCAAAAUAACCUCGAAAUGGCACUAGCUUCCUUGCCUUUAAUGCUCCCUGCAAAAAUCGAGAGCAUAGAAGCCUUGCUCCUGGCGGCCGUUUAUGCUGUGGAUGUUUCGAAAGCAUCCCUCGCGUGGCUUUUCACAUCGACUGCUGCAAGCUUGUGUCAGACGCUUGGCUACCACCGCGUAUCGCAAGUCAGGAGUGAGAGCGCCGGGCCCAGGGACAUCAAGACGCUUUUGUUUUGGCAUGUGUACAUGCUCGAUAAGACGUUGUCUUUGAGAACAGGGAGGGCAUCGGUCAUACAGGACUGGGACGUUACCUUGCCGCGGCGAGUCGACAACACCAUGGUUGCGGAUCCAUGGGGUCUCGUUAUAACAACAUGGAUCAAGCAGGCUGAGAUCCAGCAUCGCGUUUAUGAACAAUUAUACAGUCCUCUUGCUCUGGGCCAGUCGCAGGAAGAGCGCAUCGAAACCGUGCGUCGCCUGGAAGACGAACAAAAGACGAUCAUGGCCGCUGCGUCGCAUGUACGGGAACAGGCUCUUUUCGGCCUCAAAGCCCUCAACGCGUCAUCAAUUUUGGACAUACAUCUGCGAGGCGACGAACUGACGUUUCAGUCUACUUUAACGCUUAUUUACAGGGCAUUACCAGCGCCCGAAGGUUCACCAACACGAUUUUCUCAGGAAUGUAUAGACACGGCACGAUUUGCUAUGCAGCUGCACCUUGAAUGCAUGCAAAGAAUUGCCGAGGAAGGGCGGCACCUUAAAGCAGUCUAUAUUCACUGGGCAAUUCUUCUCACUCCUUUCACGCCCUUCUUCGUCCUUUUCUGUCACGUCAUCGACACUUCCAGUGCUGACGACUUCAAGAAGCUGAAUGAGUUCGUUGCUUCCCUUCGACCCGCGUGCGCCAUGUCGGAGCCGGUGGAGAAGCUUCACCAGCUCUGUUCAAUGCUCUGUAACGUGGCGACUUUGUACGUGGAGAGCAAGUCGCAGCAAUCAAAUGAGCGUGGCCCCAUCAACGACGAAUUUGAUGUCUAUCUGAGUGCGCUAGGAUUCCCGCCCACGGAGUAUCCUGCUUAG
This is a messenger RNA of Colletotrichum godetiae, 1518 nucleotides long. RefSeq lists its product as uncharacterized. The transcript is spliced from 5 exons. Lineage: Eukaryota; Fungi; Ascomycota; Sordariomycetes; Glomerellales; Glomerellaceae. Gene Ontology annotation, molecular function: DNA binding; zinc ion binding. The coding region runs from base 1 to 1518 and encodes 505 amino acids. Gene Ontology annotation, biological process: DNA-templated transcription. The record is from RefSeq and is a predicted model, not a curated record.